AUGUCUGCCAAAGCUGCCACCAAAAACGCUACUAAGGUUGCCGUCAAAGCACCAGAAGCAACUACACCAGUUGAAACCAAAAAAUCAAAGAAAGACAAUGUCAUGAGAGGUCUCAGAAUUGAAAAGUUAGUUCUCAACAUUUGUGUUGGUGAAUCUGGUGAUAGAUUAGUUCGUGCUGCUAAAGUACUUGAACAAUUAACUGGUCAAACCCCAGUCUACUCUAAAGCUCGUUACACUGUCAGAUCUUUCAACAUUCGUCGUAAUGAACAAAUCGCUGCUCACGUCACUGUCCGUGGUGAAAAAGCUGCUGAAAUCUUAGAAAAAGGUCUCAAAGUUAGAGAAUUCGAACUCCGUGCCCGUAACUUCUCAACCCAAGGUUCAUUUGGUUUUGGUAUCCAAGAACACAUCGAUUUAGGUAUUAAAUACGAUCCAUCAAUCGGUAUUUACGGUAUGGAUUUCUUCGUCGUACUUUCACGUCCAGGUUUCCGUGUUGCUCACAAAAAGAGAGCCGGUGCUAAAGUUGGUUUCCAACAUAAAAUCGGUAAAGAAGAUGCCGUUAACUGGUUCAAAACCACUUAUGAUGGUAUUGUUAUUGGUGGAAAGAAAUAA
This is a messenger RNA of Dictyostelium discoideum AX4, 609 nucleotides long. RefSeq names its product S60 ribosomal protein L11 (gene rpl11). Gene Ontology annotation, biological process: translation. Gene Ontology annotation, cellular component: ribosome; nucleus; cytoplasm. Gene Ontology annotation, molecular function: structural constituent of ribosome. Lineage: Eukaryota; Evosea; Eumycetozoa; Dictyosteliales; Dictyosteliaceae. The transcript is spliced from 3 exons. The record is from RefSeq and is a predicted model, not a curated record. Bases 1 to 609 code for a protein of 202 amino acids.